Messenger RNA from Hibiscus syriacus, 966 nucleotides. RefSeq names its product pathogen-associated molecular patterns-induced protein A70-like. The coding region runs from base 85 to 951 and encodes 288 amino acids. NCBI's taxonomy places the organism in Eukaryota, Viridiplantae, Streptophyta, Magnoliopsida, Malvales, Malvaceae. The transcript has a single exon. The record is from RefSeq and is a predicted model, not a curated record.
UUGAGAAAUAUCAAAACUCAACCAAUCACCACUUUACCCUUCGUCUUCCCUUAUCUCUCUUUGUAAAACCAGAAACCAAAAGCCAUGUUGGAAGAACCAAUCCCCACAGUGCCAUGUUCCAUUUGGACAUCGCUCCUCAGCUGGUUCACCCCAACCGUGUUCUUCGUCUUCCUCAACCUCACAAUCGGUACCAUUUAUUUCACUUCCACUUUGACCUCCAACAAGAACGGCGGCGAUGGCGGAAGACAUGAACAAGACAAUGAAACAAACCCAAAGCUUGUUAGAUCUCCAUCCGUCUUGCAGAGGUUGACAUCGAUCAACUUUUAUGCUUAUAGAUCUCAAGAGCCUGUUGUUUCAUACGAAAGAACACCGGAUUUAAGUGAUUUCCAGUUCUCUUUUCAACAUCAAAUCUCUCCGCAUCAGCAACAGCAACAGAAACAGCAGCCACUGGAUCGAUCACCUUCGUUGCUGCAAAGGGUUAAGUCCAUUAAUCUCAAGAGUUACUUCACGCCGGAGAAAAACCAUGAGAGUGUCUCUCAUUAUGCACCGGACGAGGUAUCUGAUGCAAAAGCGGAGGAACCGGAUGCGACCCAAGGAGAAGGGCGGACGCUCGAUGAAAUCUACAGUCAGCUGAAGGUUGAAAAUCAUGUUUCGAGGACGAAAUCAGAUACCAAACCGGCAUCCGGGGAGGUACCGACUAAGCUUCCGAGGAAGAUGAAAAAAUCCGCCAGCGUGAAGUCUGCUUUUCGGCAUUUCGAGGAAGACAAUAUCUUGGAAGCUCGACGACCGGCCACUGUGAGGGUAGGGAAAGAUAAAGCUACGGCGGAAGACGAUGAAGUUGAUGCCAGAGCGGACGAUUUCAUCAACAAGUUCAAGCAACAGCUCAAGUUACAAAAGCUUGACUCCAUCAUUAGGUAUAAGGAGGCGGUUAAUAGAGGAAGUGGAAGAUGAAAAGUAAAAACAAAA